Messenger RNA from Phytophthora sojae, 984 nucleotides. Its product is annotated as aspartic protease. The record is from RefSeq and is a predicted model, not a curated record. Gene Ontology annotation, molecular function: aspartic-type endopeptidase activity. Lineage: Eukaryota; Oomycota; Peronosporomycetes; Peronosporales; Peronosporaceae. Gene Ontology annotation, biological process: proteolysis. Bases 1 to 984 code for a protein of 327 amino acids. The transcript is spliced from 2 exons.
AUGACUUCCCCUGAAAAUCAGCAUCCUGAACAAGCGAACUCUGGGUCGGUGAACUCUGAGGAAAUUGUGGAGUACAAGCUGAACCCUGGAGCUCGUUACGGAUGCUGGGAAAACAAUGAUCCUGACCCGAAGAAACGUGAUGUGGCGAUGGUGCAUGGUGCUGUGAACGACUGCCGGACGAGAGUUCUCCUGGAUACCGGUGCGACUGUGAAUAUUCUGAGUUUCGACUUAGCGCGUAAGCUCGGACUCACACUCAAGUCGCACAAACAGACCAAGGUGUCUGGCAUGGGAGGCGUUCCGACGUACAUCGGUGCCAGUGCUCAGAGGAUCGCCUGGGUGUCGACAUGCCCGUGGAAACCACACCUGGCCCCUGGAGAAUCCAAGGUGGUGAAGAUUUCGUAUGGACCGACGAACCCACCGCGUGAGGUUGUGUGGGCAGGACGAGGCGACCGCUGGGUAACGCACCUGAUCUACGCUGCGAGACGCUGGCCGGCCACCGAGAAGGUGGUCAAAAUCUCGGACAAGGACGUCUGGAUUCACAACAGAACGCUAGUCGCCCGAAUUGUGGAGUAUGGCUUCUUCCCACGUGCCGGACGCUUUGCGCGCCCUGGAUCGUUUGCGUACCGGGAGUGGCAGACUCUUAUUCUGGAGAGUGUUCAGUCGCGUGAGGGCAGACUUCGUGCGGAACGCCUGGAUGCGCUGGAACCAUCCUGUGUCAAGACCCCAGAGUAUCAGUGGCCUACGAAGAUUCUGUCGCGACCUGCAAAGGGCCCCGACUUGGCACUGCUUGCCUCGAUUCUCAGGAAACCGAAGACUCGUCGCGUGCGCUUCGCUGAAGACGCUGCAACCCAGACUGAAGAGGUGCCCCCUGAAGACCCUCCUGAACUCCGAGACGUUGCUAUUGAUACGAGUGACUUGGGUGACGUUCUGAAGCAGGCGGUGACCGAUGUUGCCUCGCAGGCUGUCGGAACCCCGAGUGCAUGA